GAAGGUCAAAGCAAAAUGGUAACCAAGAAGAUAACAAUCAUCAGAGACGGUGAGGAUCAAAUCAAGAUGCCAACAAAGAAUUCCAACGAAGAAAAUCAUCUAGUCAAGAUGAAAGCCAUUGAACAUGAGGAUCAAGGUGGGAAGAAGCUGUCUAGGAAGAAGGUGUCAAUGAAGAAAUCAAAGGUGGAGGGUGAUAAAGUCAAGAUAAAUACCAAUGACGCUGAGGGUCAAAGCAAGAAGCCGACCAAUAAGAUGCCGAUAAAGGAAUCGAAUGAAGAAGAUGCCAACGAAGAACAUAAGAUUGAGUCUCUUAUCCCUGCUAUGACUUUAGACGAUUUUUUUGAAAAAUAUGGGAUAUCAUUAGAUGAAAAUGAUGAAGAAUAUGAAUAUGAUUAUGAUGAGCUCAAUCCAACCGUUGGUGAUAGUAGUAACAGUCAACUUGGUACCAAAAAGAAAAAAGUUCGUGGUCCCACCCAACUCAAGCAUAUUCAUGCUUUGGAGACACAAAUAGAGUUAACAUGGUACAAUGGCAAACCCAUAGGCCCAACAAAGACACAGGUUCAAUUGUUUUGUCGGUUCUUGGGAACACUUGCAAGAAACUCUAAUUUGGUCACAUUGUUAUAUACUAAUUGGCAAGCUGUGUCCAUUGAGACUAAAACUUCGAUGUUGGAUUAUGCAAAGUCUAAAUAUAACAUUCCUAGUGAUGCUGAGCCUUGGGUGAUAGAUACCAUUGGAGAGGCAUGGAAGCAAUUUAAGAAACGCAUAAAGAAAUAUCACUAUACACCGUACAACUCAUUUAGAGAGAUGAUGAAAAAUCGUCCAAUGACUAUACCUGAACUGCAUUUUCGAAAACUAGUUCAAUUUUGGAGACUUGAUAUCAUCAAAGUUAUUUCUGACAAAAAUCGUGAAAACAGAUCCAAACAAAAAUGGAAUCAUCGAAUGGGUCCAGUUAGUUUUGAAUUAGUACGCGCUGAAUUGCGUGCAAAGAAGGAGGACAAUGAAGAUCCAUCACAAUCUGAGAUGUUUGUUGUAACUCGUACGAGCAAAAAAGGAGAGACUGAUUCGGGAACACAAGAGACAAUUGAACAUCUUCAAAAUUUGAAAGAAGCAGGAUACAAUGAUGAUGAAGUAGUUCAAACAGUUUUUGGAAAGGAGAGACAUGGAAGAGUUCGUUUCUAUGGUCGAUCAGUCACAAAAUCCUCUCUUAAAAAGGAGAAGGAAAUCCGACAAAUGCAGCAACAACAUAAUGAAGUGGUUUCAACUAUGGAGAAAAAUCAAAAUAACUUAACUUCCAAGUUGGAUGGUUUAACAAACUUGAUUAAGACGUUGUUGCAACAAGUCAAUCCUGGUAUGAGUGCAGAACAAGUGCAAGUAAUGAUAGAAGCUGCCCAACAAUCUCCGCCUGACGCGAGUAGUGCACCAAAUGAUGCGCGGCGAAGCAUUCCUCCUUCACUUGGAUCGAACCAUGUAUCAAAGGAUAUGGAAGAAGACAUGAUCUGAUGAAGAAAAUAUGUUCCAUACAAAUAUCACAUGGGAUGGGUCUUACAAUGACCUUAAUUACUUAUGUAAAUGUAAUAUU
Arachis ipaensis is the source of this 1579-nucleotide messenger RNA. RefSeq lists its product as uncharacterized. Lineage: Eukaryota; Viridiplantae; Streptophyta; Magnoliopsida; Fabales; Fabaceae. The record is from RefSeq and is a predicted model, not a curated record.